AUGGGUCGUUCCAGACAUUGUUCAGAAGAACAGCGUACUUUGAUUAAAGUUGAUUGGAGGGGAAAACAUAUAAAGAAGUGCAGAAAAUGAUCGGCUGCUCAGCUAAAAUGAUGCCAAAUGCUUUAAAAUGGCAACCAAAACCUGAAAGACGUGGAAGAAAGCGAAAAACUACCAUUGGGAUGGAUAGAAGAAUAGCCAAAAUGGGGGCGGACUCAGCCAACAAUCAGCUCCAGGAAGAUGAAAGAAGUGUGACGUUCCCUGUGAGGACUCAGCCAACAAUCAGCUCCAGGAAGAUGAAAGAAGGUGUGAGGUUCCCUCCAAAGUCCCACUGUUGGGAAAAAGACGUGUGCUGAAGAGGUUACAAUCUGCCAAAGAGCAC
Staurois parvus is the source of this 379-nucleotide messenger RNA. Lineage: Eukaryota; Metazoa; Chordata; Amphibia; Anura; Ranidae. The record is from the annotation of a GenBank genome assembly.